Anoplopoma fimbria (sablefish) is the source of this 1347-nucleotide messenger RNA. RefSeq lists its product as uncharacterized. Lineage: Eukaryota; Metazoa; Chordata; Actinopteri; Perciformes; Anoplopomatidae. The transcript is spliced from 5 exons. The coding region runs from base 104 to 1279 and encodes 391 amino acids. The record is from RefSeq and is a predicted model, not a curated record.
AGCAAGGCCUGAGCUUCUCUCAAUGCUAGUUAGUCCCAGUGAGCUGCACGUCUCCAACCAGAGCGUCUGAGGUGAACAGGGUGCUGUGUUUCUGCUGAUAGCCAUGGCUCUUGGACUCAUUCUGCGGGUUUCCUGGAUUUGUUUUUUGCUGUUUGAUGGCAGUGCUGGAUUACCAUUUAAAGGUUAUGGAUAUCGAGUUAAAAAUGACUUGCGCAACCUUGGUGAUGAUGGAGAAGAUGAAGCGUUGCUUUCCUCACUCUCUGCUCAGAGUAACUGGCAGGCUUCACAUAACCGACCGACUGGCCCUGUUUCCACCUUCUACAAGCCUCCAGCUGCACAAUGGCCGGGUUUGGUUUCCUCUCUGCAAAACCUGCCCAACGCACCAAGUUCUGCUGAGGUAGAGGGACCUAUCAACGAUUACUCAAGAGACUGGGGCCUGGUAAACCUUGCGGCACAACACCUUCCUUUGAGCUCCAACUACCAGCAGAGUGACCCAGCAAAGCCUCAGCCAGGCCCGGUCCAGGCUCAAUCAGCGUCACUUGGUGUUGCUCCUACACAUGAACUGCCUGCGUAUCCAGCUGGUGACUCUACUCCUUAUGCUAGUCAGAUUGCCUCCUCCACCUCUCAGGCCGCAAAGUCUCCCAGCUUUGACUCUUGGCAGCCUGCGCCAGCUAGCGGUGGUCAGGAUGUGGCUGCUACUCUGACCGGUCCUGGAUCCCCAAACCAGAACCUAAACUCUGGCUCCAGUGGAAGUGGCUACUACAACCCUCAUCUUGUCUAUGAGGACGUCUUCCAAUAUCCUGAGCCUUCAAAUGCUGCUGGACAGUAUGGCCAAGCUGAUUACAUGAGCGAGGGAUCUUCAACUUCCUCCACCCAACAGGGAUCCUUCCCCAGUUACCCAACAUAUGUGGGAGCCCAACCUGCCUAUCCGUCUGUGGUGUUAAGCCCCUCUUAUGGGUUCUCUGGAGGAGAGAACCCCAACUUCAGUCAACUGGGCUACCAGCCACGUGAUGAAAUUCCUUCGCUUCCACAAACGUAUGUCAGCCCCCAAAAUGUUCAGGUUGCCCAGAGAGUGAGUGAACCGAUCCUUCCUCCGCCACCUCCAAGCUAUAUUGUCCAGUCCAGAAACGGCUACCAGCGAGCCAGGUAUCUCUUCAAUAAAUCCAGGUACUCCCCAGAGGUUGGCUUGCCACUGUCUGUACACUCAAAGGGUGCCAAGGGUAAUCCAGCUGCUCCUAAGGGUGCAAAGAACCCUGAAAGAACAAGUGUACAUGGAUAAUAUGUCCCAAGUUGCAGAAUGCUGUGCCCUCUGAAGAAACAAAAUAAAAUAUUUUUUAAAUUUGAGAA